Cyprinodon tularosa is the source of this 3341-nucleotide messenger RNA. It is a transcript of the gene nfatc4, whose product is annotated as nuclear factor of activated T cells 4. Gene Ontology annotation, biological process: calcineurin-NFAT signaling cascade; cytokine production; regulation of transcription by RNA polymerase II. Lineage: Eukaryota; Metazoa; Chordata; Actinopteri; Cyprinodontiformes; Cyprinodontidae. Gene Ontology annotation, cellular component: transcription regulator complex. The transcript is spliced from 13 exons. The record is from RefSeq and is a predicted model, not a curated record. Gene Ontology annotation, molecular function: DNA-binding transcription factor activity, RNA polymerase II-specific; transcription factor binding; RNA polymerase II cis-regulatory region sequence-specific DNA binding. Bases 454 to 3132 code for a protein of 892 amino acids.
AAAUAUUUGAUGAACUUUUUUCUUCUCUCUCGCUGCCUCUGACGGGACGCAGGAAGGAGUCGUGGGAUCUGGAUGGCUCUGGAAUUAAGGAACCCUGUUUACUGGCGGUAUUGUUUGGGAAAACAUUGAACAUUUUUCCUGAAGGAUGAUUUAAUGCUGACCGCAAAGCAUCCGGUUGGAUAAACUUACAAAUAAAGCGACACGAAGCCCAAACUUUUUUCUUUAUUUAGGUGGAAAGUUGAAUCAAAACCCUGAAGAAGGAAAAUAUAUAUAUAUAUUAACAAAUAUAUAUAUGUAUGUUUAUUUUUAAUAUUUUUGUUUAUUUAUUUUUUGCGCAAUGAUGCGCUGAUUAGAAAGGGCUGAAAGUUCUUGAAAGACUUCUUGGAAAGAUUUUUUCUUCCUUUUUUUGUGGCGCACUUUAAGAUAGAGAAGGGAUCGUUGGGUUUUGAUCCGAUGGGGGCCGCGCCGGGCUCGGGCUGGGAGGAGGGCGAGUUCGAGUUCAAGUUGGUGUUUGAGGAGGACCAGCCUCAGCGGCAGAUCCAGGGGCCCACCCCGGCGCGCACUGCCGAGCCAGAGAGCUCCGUCUCCGGGGAAGAGGAAAAUAAUGGCGCCCUGUUGCGGCUGGACUCCAACAAUCUGGGUACAGACAACCACUUAGCCAUCAGUCAUGCAGGACAAUCAAUCAGCAUCCCCAGCCCGCCGCCUUCAUCCAAUCAGCGAGCAGGGAUGCAUUCGCCUCCUCCCAGACGUGCUGCAGUCAGAGAGUUCAGCGGCACCUAUGAAAGCCUGCCGGCUCGCUCUGUGCAGGUUUCAGAGUCGUGUGUGGUUGAAUGCCCCAGUAUCCAGAUAACCACCAUUUCACCAGAAGAUGACCCAGCACCAACUAUUGCCAGCUACUGGGACACCAGCAGCAGUGGUGGGUGGGACAGAGAGCGCCUCUACCUCCCCCUGCUGGACCCCUUUUCUUACCGCGACAGGUUCCCUGGCUCCCUCAGCCCCAGCCCCGCCUCCAGCCCUUCAUCCAGAGGCUGGCUUAGCCCCGCUUCCAGCUGCGACUCCCUGCUGGUGGAGGAAGAGGAGCUCAAUGAGGCCACCAUUAGUUUUGGACUUUCUCCCUCCUCCAGGCCUACUUCUCCUGGGGGUAAAAAGCGCAGGAACUCUCCUUUAGCUUCCCCCUGCAUCUCACGGCGAAGCAGUUACUCAGAGGACCUGCAGGGGUGUAACCUCGAAGGUGGAGAGUCUACCUCCCAGUCUCAAGCUCUGCCCAGCCUCUGUGAGCUAAACAUCCCGCAGAAAACCAGGAAGACAUCACUGGAGCAGUUGUCUCCCAGAGAGGGGGAUCAGGAACAGGGACCGGGCCGAAGCUCCCCCUGCCCGAUGCCGGAGACCCAGCAGACCCGGAGGGAGCCCCCAUCCGUCGGAAUGGACUACCUCCCUGUGCCUCCUGCUCUGGCCUGGGGCAGAACCAGAGCUAGUGCCCACAGUCCUCUAUUCAGGUCUAAUGCUCUGCCUCCACUGGACUGGCCGCUACCGUCCCAGUUUGACCAGUUCGAGCUGCGCAUUGAGGUGCAGCCCCGCCCACACCAUCGAGCUCACUAUGAGACGGAGGGCAGCAGAGGUGCCGUCAAAGCAGCACCGACAGGACAUCCCGUUGUCAAGCUGUGUGGAUAUACAGAGAGGAAGCCACUGUCACUGCAGGUCUUCGUCGGAACAGCUGACGACCGCUCAAUCAGGCCACACCCUUUCUAUCAGAUACACAGGGUCACUGGGAAGAUGGUCGGUACUGCCAGCCAUGAAAGCGUCCAGGCAGGGACCAAACUCCUGGACAUCCCUCUCAAUCCAGAAAACAACAUGACUGCAAUCAUUGACUGUGCUGGGAUUCUGAAGCUGAGGAACUCUGACAUCGAGUUGAGGAAAGGUGAAACGGACGUCGGGAGGAAAAAUACUCGCGUCCGUCUGGUGUUUCGUACUCACCUCCCUGUAGUGCCCCCUGUGGCUCCACCUGGACGAGUCUUGGCCCUGCAGGUCGCCUCUUUACCCAUUGAAUGCUCUCAGCGGUCAGCCCAGGAAUUGCCUGUCAUCGAGUCAGUCAGCCUUACUUCCUGCUCUGUGGAGGGAGGCGAGGAGAUGCUGCUGAGUGGCACCAACUUCCUGCCCAUCUCCAGAGUCCUCUUCAUGGAGAGAGGGUCCGAUGGUAAACUACAGUGGGAGGAGGAAGCACAUGUCAACCGCGACAACAGCAAUGAGUGUCUGCUGUGUGUGAGGGUUCCUGCCUACAGCGACCUCUCUGUCAGCCGGCCUGUCUCUGUCAGUCUGUACGUCUCCAACGGGAAGAGGAAGCGAAGCUGCACUCACUGCUUCAAGUAUCUGCCUGUGAUGUUUAAAGAGGAAGAUCCGUUACUUUCCCGACCCUCUGUGACAUCCCUGGACGGGGUCUGUCCAGUUGGAGGGCCUCCCAGAAUGGACAGAGGUUUCCACGUUUCUGAUGACCGGGGUCUCGGCUUCCAACUGCCCCCGUACCCGUCAGCCUACUCCCCUCCAUGCCAAGUCGUGAGUUACCAUGAGGAGUUCUGCUCCAAACCAGACAGCGCUGUGGAGGAGCCAGGCGGGUCUAGAGGCACCCUGUCCGAACGUCACCCCAGUUUUGAGAACCUGGAGUUAGGCUUCACUGAACUGCUCCCUCCUCUUUAUUCCCGCGGUCCACAGCCUGCUUCCCCGUCUCCUUCCCCGUGGCUGGACUCUCCCUACCUCUCCUCUUCCCCCUCUCCAUCUCACUCCUCCUCUCUCAGUCCUUUCCCCACUGAAAGUCCCCUUGCAAACUCCCCUCUGCCGCCGAUCCCCACCUCGCCUUUCCCACAGUACUCUGCCUAUCCUCAGGAGAUGUGCCCCUCUCCACCCUCCAACCCUUACCAGGACACCUGUCCAGCACCUUACUCCCACUAUGAGGGCUGGGAACCUCAGGGAAGGAUGUUUGGUAUCCGACACGAGGGCGAAUGGGACGCCAAGAACCAGGAGUGUCCUUUGGAGUUUACCAGCUCUGCCUCUAUGCACCACAUUACCUUUGAAGAAGUGUCAGAGUUCAUCGGAGAGGACAUCCAGGCCUACCAGUCCAUGAACAACCAGUCCAACUGAUCUCAGCACAGCUCAUGAUGGACCCUGGGAGACAUUGAAACAUGCUUUUUAAAUUCCCUUUGCAGUCGGUGUUCAGAUGGGUUACUGCAGUAGCACAUAACUGACAGGAGGAUCUGUUAGGAGAUGUAUGCAGUCCUUUUUUAACCACUGUUUAUUGAAGGGAACUCAUGUUUUAAGAUAUCUGCCAAAAUAAAUUAUAUAAGAAAUUA